Molecule: messenger RNA, 3639 nt
Organism: Grus americana (Whooping crane)
Lineage: Eukaryota; Metazoa; Chordata; Aves; Gruiformes; Gruidae
Gene: SPATS2
Product: spermatogenesis associated serine rich 2
Exons: 13
Coding region: 1292-2920 (542 amino acids)
Cellular component (GO): cytoplasm
Molecular function (GO): protein binding
Source: RefSeq, a predicted model, not a curated record
CGUUGUACAGGGGCUUGUGCGAACCGUUGCACGAGGGCUUGUGCGAACCGUUGCACGAGGGCUUGUGCAAACCAUUGCACGGGGGCUUGUGCAAACCGUUGUAUAGGGGCUUGUACAAACCAUCGUACAGGGGGUUGUGCAAACCGUUGCACCACGGUCUGUGCAAACCGUCACGUGGGGACUCAUGGAAACCGUUGCGCGUGAGCUUGUGCAAACCAUCGCGUGGCGAUCCGCGCAGAUCAUUGCAUGAGGACCUCGGCAGCCCUCGCCCGGCCGGCAGCCCCGGUGCAGCCCGCUGGAGGCCCGGCUCGCCCGGGCGGGGCAGGACCCGGUUAGGGCGGAGCGGGGCCGCGAACCCGCGGAGUCCCGAGCUCAGCCCACGCCGCCCCUCAUCUUCGGCCUUUCCCGGAGGGCACUCGUGUAUUUCCGUUGCAGGGCGGCGGCUCUCGGCAGUUUCCGUCCACGUUCGGCACCCUCCGCCCCGCCCCGCCCCGCCCCUCGUGGGCAUUGCCGGAUCCGAUUGGCUCUCGGCGGAGAUUGGUCACGCCCUUCUCGCGCGCCGGAGGCGGGAGAGGGCGGGGCCUUCGCAGUCGCGUCGGCUAGGCCGCCUCACCAUUGGCUGGCGGGAUACCUCCCUCCUCGCGCCGCGCCGCGUCCCCGCGCGCGCAGGGCCUCCGCUCUGCUUUCUCAUUGGCCAGCAGCACUCGGCCCGUCCCCCGCUUCUCAUCUGACUGGCCGAAGGUGAAGGAGGGCGGACCGAACCAGGCCUUCCCCGCUCUCUCAUUGGCGAGGUCCUUCAGAGGGGCGGGCGCGGGUGCGGUGAUCCCGCGUCGCCAUUGGUUAUGGAGCGGUGGCCGCGGUCCGAUUGGCUGACGCGGCCUGAGGGCUCCUGCCGGGCCGCGGCCCCCGCCCCCCUCCCCGGUGCAUCGCGGCGGCCUGAGGUGAGGGGGGGGCGCGGCGGCGGGCAGGGGCGAGCGGACCCCCACCGCCACGGCCGAACCCGAAAAGACCGAUACCAACUGCUGCAGUCAGGCUUCGUGACAAGAAGUUGCUUUUCAGAGGAAGGAGCUGUAGUGCUCUGCUGGCCUGUCAGCAGAUUUCUGACAACUCCAGACCCCGUUUGCCCUCGCAGCUGGGAUUUUGCCAUCCCAAACCAGAUAUCUGCCGUUUCUCGCGCCGAUCCAAGGCGGUGUGUGAAUUGCAACUGCCAGCUACGUUGCUCAAGGGCGAGGACUCUAGGUUCUUUUUUUCCCCCUCCUCUGCAGCUGGACGUUAGAGCAAACACGCUGAGAUGUCUAAAAAGCAAAAUACAAAAGAUCCGUCUGGGUUUAUUUUUGAUGUGCAGUCCAAUACUGUGAUGGCCCAAGGAGGAACCUUUGAAAACAUGAAGGAGAAGAUCAGUGCGGUGCGUGCGAUAGUCCCCAACAGGAGCAACAAUGAGAUCGUCCUCGUGCUGCAGCAUUUUGACAACUGCGUGGACAAAACGGUGCAAGCCUUUAUGGAAGGCAAUGCCAGUGAAGUACUGAAAGAAUGGACUGUAACAGGCAAAAAAAAGAACAAGAAGAAGAAAACCAAACCGAAACCACAAACUGAAUCGAGCGCUGGCCUCCCAGACCCCGGUAAAUUGGUGUCCACUGAAGAGGAGCAGUCGGCAAACUCGGAGAAGGGUGGAAUUAACGGUUUCCAUGUCAACGGCUGUGCCCACGACACAGAGUCUGUGGACUCGCUCAGCGAAGGUUUGGAUGCACUUUCAAUUGAUGCCAGAGAGCUGGAGGAUUGCGAGUCUGCUGCACCAGACAUGCCUGAUAGAACAGCAGUGCCUGAACUAGAGAAUGGAAUAGCAGACUUUGACACAAAAUCGCUCAUCCUGCAUCCUUCCCAGAGCCCUUCGUCUCUUAGACAGCGGCCUGAGCAGAGGAGCGCUAGCAGGUCUCUGUCCAGAUCAACAGCGAACAAUUCGACUCCUGCGUCCCUGUCUGUAACGCGGCUGGAAGAUGUUCCAGUUUCACCUGCAAACAAGAAGUUAGGUUCUAAUAUUGAAAAAUCAGUGAAGGAUCUCCAGCGCUGCACCGUUUCACUGGCUCGGUACCGGGUUGUGGUGAAGGAGGAAAUGGAUGCUUCCAUUAAGAAGAUGAAGCAGGUCUUUGCUGAGCUGCAGAGUAGCCUUAUGGAUCGGGAGGUGGCGUUGCUGGCUGAGAUGGACAAAGUGAAAGCAGAAGCAAUGGAAAUUCUGGUCAGCCGCCAGAAGAAGGCAGAAGCCCUGAAGAAGAUGACUGAUGUGGCGGUGCGAAUGUCGGAGGAGCAGCUGGUCGAGCUCAGAGCCGACAUAAAGCACUUUGUGAGCGAACGGAAGUACGACGAGGACCUGGGCCGGGUGGCGCGGUUCACGUGUGACCUCGAGGCGCUGAAGAAGAGCAUCGCCUCGUUCGGCCAAGUUUCCCAUCCAAAGAACAGCUACUCCACCCGAUCGCGGUGCAGCUCUGUCACAGCCGCGUCCCCGAGCGGUCCCAGCGAGACCCUCGCUCCCUCCGCCCCCGCCUGUGCCUCUGCCGCGAGCCUUACCACGGUGAGCAAGAAGCCUUCGUCCUCGGCGGAGCCGGCUGCGGGGAACGCCGCCAGCCGCCCUCCCCAGCCUGCACGAGAGGGGAACAGGAGACCGGGAGCGGGGCCCAGGUCGCAGGGCCAGCGCCACAUCGGCCCCCCCGGCCGCCACAACAACGGCAACCGCCCCAGGAACCAGGGCCAGGCCCACGGCAGGCGGCAAACCUCUCCCCUGGCAGCCCCCGCUGCCAGCACCGGCCAGACUCAGCCCACGGGCACCAGCGGCAGCUCGGCGCAGCCCGGCCGGCCCGGCACAGAGACCAAGGGGCUCCCGCAGCGGAAGCCCAGAGCCAGUCGGCAGGAGGGAGCGAACUCCUGAGAGCCGCGGGCUGUCCCUGCCUGCCACCAGGCCCACGUGAGAACCAGACUGUAGGAAGCUCCUAGCUAGGAUACUAACGAAGGAAAGUUUACACUUCUCGGGUUUUCGUGCCAUUUUUUUUUUUUUUCUCUCUUCCCUUCUUUCCCCCCUUGUCUGCUUUGUGUUCUUCUCGCCUGCGCUGCACCCUCUGAGCGGGUUCAGUCUCCCCCACCCGCCGUCUCUCUUGUCCUUUUCCUUUCCGCUCCAGAAAUCCCCUUUUUCUCUAAAAUCGCUGGCAGCGCUGGCCCAAACCCAGCCCCAAGUGUCUUUUCUUCUUUGCACCAACAUCUGGGUCCUGCCUCGGAGGAACGGCCGGUGCCAGCCCCUCCCUCGUGCUGGCAGCGAGGAUGAUGAGGGCUGGGACACAGAGAGAGCUGGGGGGGGCUGGGGGUGUCCCCUCCCGGGGGACAGACAGGAAUCUGGGCCACCGCGCGGGGCCGGGGACCUGCACACUUUGUCUGCACACUUUGCUCUUCUCUGGUUUUUACAUUGCGGAUCUCUUUAUUUUAUUCACAACUUCUUGCCCUGCCUUCCCCCCUGCCACUUCUCCAGCCCUUCUUCGUCCCUAAAUUAAAUUUAUAGCAAUAUCAAUUAGCAGAGCUAAUCCUAGGUGAUCCCGGGUGGAGAUUGCGACAGUCCUUCUUCAUAGCUGUACGAAUAAAGACGAUGUUCACGGUGAA